AUGCAAGUUGUGCAGUCUUUUCUUUAUUUGUGUUCUGCGAAGAUCGAUAAGCUCUCGAUCCUUGGUGUUCGUUCGUUCGACAACACCCGGAGCGAAACCAUACAGUUUCACACGCCUCUGACGUUGAUUGUUGGAUAUAACGGAUCCGGAAAGACUACGAUCAUCGAAUGUCUCAAAUAUGCCACUACCGGCGAGCUACCACCCAACAGCAAAGGGGGUGCCUUCAUACACGACCCCAAGCUAUGUGGAGAGAAAGAGGUUCUGGCUCAGGUGAAAAUAUCAUUCCAGAGCACCUCGGGUGCUAAAAUGGUAGCGACUCGAAGUCUGCAACUCACGGUCAAGAAGUUGACCCGACAACAAAAGACACUGGAAGGACAACUGUUGAUGAUCAAGGAUGGCGAGAGGACGGCUAUUUCGUCCCGUGUCGCGGAACUGGAUCAGAUCAUGCCCCAAUACCUGGGUGUGUCAAAGGCCGUUCUCGACUCGGUCAUUUUCUGUCAUCAGGACGAGAGUCUAUGGCCGAUGAGCGAACCAUCUGUGCUUAAGAAGAGGUUUGAUGAGAUUUUUGAAGCUAUGAAAUACACAAAGGCGAUCGAUAAUAUCAAGGCUCUGAGAAAGAAACAGAAUGAGGAGCUGGCUAAGUAUAAGAUCAUGGAACAGCACUCAAAGGAAGAUAAGGAAAAGGCGGACCGUGCAGAGAAACGAUCCAUUAAGCUGCAGGAGGAAAUCGAAGCUCUCAGGGAAGAAUCACAACGGCUUUCCGAGGAGAUGCGCCGCGUGGCCGAACUGGCUGACAAGGCCUGGAAGGAAUCGGAGAGCUACGCUGAGAUUCUUGGUACACUAGAGGGAAAGCGGAUCGAGGCCAAGAGUAUCCAGACUACCAUCGAUAACAUUAAGCGACAUCUGGUCGAGCUUGACGAUUCAGAUGAAUUCCUCGAGUCCGCCCUUGAAGAAUUCGAGUCGAAGCAAAUGCAGUACCAACAACAGGAGGAGUCAAUGAAGGAGAGAUACAUGGAUAUCAAAGAGCAAAUAGAGCGAGCCAGGCAAGAACUGGGUGUCAAGCAAGCCGAGCUUGGCAAGUGUGAGAGCGACGCAGCCCAUUUUGAGAAGCAGGUUCAGAGGAGGGAGAACAUGAUCAAGGAAAUGGCUCGGCGGAACAAUAUUCGCGGAUUUGAUGAUGCACUUGAUGAUGCGCACAUUCAGGAGUUCGUGAAUCGGAUGCGCAAGUUGCUUAAAGACCAGAACAACAGCCUGGAACGUGCAAGAAAACAAGCCCAAGGGGAGUUGCGAGAAACACAGAAUGUCCUCAAUGAGAUCGGACAACGAAAAUCUGCGUUGCAGGAAUCCAAAAAUGCGGCCAGAAAACAGAUAUCUGCGAACGAUAAGGAUGCCGCAACGUACCAGAAGAGACUUAAUGAGAUCGAUAUCGACGAGGGAAGUAAGGCUGUUCUGGAGUCAAAAAUCGAGGACAUUGAGUCACGGUUAACCCAGGCAAAGGAGCACGCGCGCUCAGCUUCUUGGGAUAAUGAGAUCGAGAAGAUCAACUCGGAGCUUCGUUCUUUGGAAGAUGAGAACUCUAGGCUGAAUACGGAGCUUAUAGAGGGGACCAAGAAGGCAGGUGAUCUGGCUCGCUUGGAUCAUCUGAAGAAAGAACUCAAAGAUCGUGAACGCAGCCUUGAGACGAUGACUGGAGCACACGGUGACAGGCUAUCAAAGCUCAUCGGCCAGAGCUGGCGACCUGAAACCCUAGAGCAAGAUUUCCAACGGAUACUAGACGAAGAGUCAAAGGCAGUGACUUAUGCUGAGCGUGACCGUGAUGGAGUGAGCAGAGAACUCGAACAUGUCGAGUUCAAACUGAAGACUAUAAAGAAGGAUCUCAAGCAAAAGCAGAAGGAACUCGAUAGUUGCAUCAAGAGUAUCCGGGAAGCAAUCGAUGAUGAGCCCGCCGAGUACCCCGAAGUGCUCAAACAACGGCAAGCCCAACUUGAUAUGGCCAAAAAGGAUGCUGAUCAGUACGCUGGAAUGGGUGAAUAUCUCAACAAAUGUCUCGAUGCAGCAAGACAGAAGAAGGUGUGCAGGACCUGUGCGAGACCGUUCAGAACCGAGGCGGAGUUCCAGGCAUUCAAGAAUAAAUUGGAGGCACUUGUGAAGAAGGCAACGCAAGAUGCCGAAGAUGAAAAUAUGCAGCAGCUAGAAGAUGAUCUCGAAAAUGCACGCUCGGUUAACACAGAGUAUGACACUUGGAUGCGUUUGUCGCAGACCGAUAUUCCUGCCUUGGAGAAGGAAGAAGAGGAAUGCGACUCUCAAAAGGAAUCACUGUUGGCCCGCAUAGAAGAUCAUGACAAAGUGGUCAGCGAGAAGAUGGAAAGGAGGAGAGACGUUGAAUCUCUUUCACGAACAGUUUCGACCAUACUCAGACACGAGAGCGAUAUCAAGACGCUUCAGGCUCAGAUCCAGGAGCUUGUUUCCAAGCAACAGGACUCUGGCUCCUCGAGGACUCUGGAAGACAUUCAAGACGAGAUCGCUGGAAUUGGGGAGAAGUCACGCGCUCUGAAGAAGACCCUCACAAAGUUGACGAACGACAAAGAUCAAUCGCGGACCAACAUCAAUAAAUUGGAAUUGGAACUGCGUGAUGUCAAAAGCAGCCUUGAUAAUGCCAACUACCAAUUGGAAAAGAAGACGAGUCUUCUUUCCCGGAUCGAAGAGUACCGAAAUCUGAACGCGCAGCAGAGAGAAGCAAUCGAGAAGGCGGAUCGAGACAUUGAAGCUCUCGCCCCUGAACUGUCGAAAGCCCAAGUGAAGUACGAUGAUAUCCACCAUCGUGCCGAAGCAAGGGAGGCUGAGCUACAGAAGGAGAUCUCUAACCUCUCGGAUAACCUACACCUGCUGGACACUGCAAACGAUGACAUCGAAUCGUACACCGAACGGGGUGGUCCUGAUCGGCUAGAAAAGACUAAAGAGGAGCUUACUCGUGUCGAAGAAGAGAUUAGGGCUUUUGAGACAGAACUCGGAAACAUGACAAGAGAAAUCAACAAGAUCUCCUCUCAAUUGAAGGAUAGUGAGAAUACAAAGCGGCAGUACUCUGAUAACCUGACCUACCGCCAGGCAAACAGGGCCUUGGAAGAAGUCAGAGCAGAAAUCGAGAAGCUGGAGGCACAGAACGCAGAAGUUGAUCGCAGUCGCUUCAAGGAGGAAUCUGAACGGCGCACUCGUGAACACAACGCACUCGCUGCUAAACAAGCUAGCAAGAUGGGCGAGAUGAAAUCAAAGGAUGAUCAACUAAUGCAGCUGCUUGCCGACUGGAAUACGGACUAUAAAGAUGCAGCGGCCAAGUUCAAAGAGGCCCACAUCAAAGUCGAAACGACGAAGGCUGCUGUCGAGGACCUGGCUCGGUACGGAAGUGCAUUAGACAAGGCUAUCAUGAAAUACCACAGUCUCAAGAUGGAGGAGAUCAAUUCAAUCAUUGGUGAACUCUGGCAGAAGACCUACAGAGGUACUGAUGUGGACACAAUUCUCAUUCGUUCUGACAAUGAGAACGCCAAGGGCAACCGAUCCUACAACUAUCGCGUAUGCAUGGUCAAGCAAGACGCGGAGAUGGACAUGCGUGGUCGUUGCAGUGCUGGUCAGAAGGUCCUCGCUAGUAUCAUCAUCCGCCUUGCUCUGGCAGAGUGUUUUGGCGUGAACUGCGGUCUCAUCGCACUUGAUGAGCCAACUACGAAUCUCGAUAGAGAUAACAUCAGAUCUCUUGCCGAGUCACUACACGAUAUCAUCAGAGCGCGUCAACAACAAGCUAACUUCCAGCUCAUUGUAAUCACCCACGACGAGGAGUUCUUGCAUCAUAUGCAGUGUGCCGACUUCUGUGACUACUACUACCGUGUAUCGAGAAACGAGAGACAGAAAUCGAUUAUCGAAAGACAAUCGAUUGCAGAGGUUAUGUAAUUAUGUCUCCAGUAUCAGUCUCUCGAGUUGCGUAUCCUUCUCCAAUUUUAUGUCGUUAUAGCCCGGGAAAUUCCACAUAUAGUGUUCAGUAUCAUUUCUCCGGUUUAGCUUAUCUACCACAAUUCUUUAUAUGCAAGCAUCGGCGUUGUGGUGCUUCGAGGACGAAAAUGCGAAUAAACUCGGGGAAAUCAAUGGGAUCUACUACGUUUUGCUAAAACAUGAUACGAUGCUAAAGAAUAGUAUUAUAUUAUGCUUCAACUCGUUUCAAUAUGCUAAUUCCUCGAAAGUUGUGUGUUCAAGAUAAUUGUUCUAGGAAGAAUGACGUAUCCACUCUCAUAUAACAGGA
This is a messenger RNA of Paecilomyces variotii, 4285 nucleotides long. Its product is annotated as DNA repair protein RAD50, ABC-type ATPase/SMC superfamily. Lineage: Eukaryota; Fungi; Ascomycota; Eurotiomycetes; Eurotiales; Thermoascaceae. Gene Ontology annotation, cellular component: condensed nuclear chromosome; nucleus; Mre11 complex. Gene Ontology annotation, molecular function: G-quadruplex DNA binding; single-stranded telomeric DNA binding; ATP hydrolysis activity. Gene Ontology annotation, biological process: chromosome organization involved in meiotic cell cycle; telomere maintenance via recombination; telomere maintenance via telomerase. The transcript is spliced from 6 exons. Bases 1 to 3939 code for a protein of 1312 amino acids. The record is from RefSeq and is a predicted model, not a curated record.